AUGUCGCAGCCAAGAGAGUUCUUGGAUGCACUCUUACAGGAUGGACACUUGAUUAUGGACGAAAUGCAGGUUGAAUCAGUGGGUUUCCAGUUAUUUAAAGAAAACGAGGAUAUAUGGAUUAUACCGGAAAAUUUGCAAAUUUUCUGGAAACCAGUUUUCCAUUACCUGAAUGAAGCCAAAGUUCUACCUGAACUGCUCUUCCAGAUGGUUGAGGCCUUGUCAAACGUGGAGGUGCAGCCGCUGCAACAGCGACAGCUAGUUGCGUGGAUUGAUAAAUUGCUAGAUGCCUUUGUUGAAAAUCUGCCGCCAGGAAAUUCCAUUGUGGGAGGAAAUUUCAAAACUGUUGAAGACCUGAAACUACUUGUGUCUCAAGUGACAGCUGAAAAGCAGCCGCAAGCAAACGAUCUAUUAUCUAACGGAGGCGACUUCGGUCGUUGGCGCGUCUGUAGUCCAACGAAAUGGAAAGGUAUCCCGCUUGGUCUGACACCAGAACAGAGCACUGAGUCGUUGUACUUGGUCGUGGAGCCUGAAACUCUUCCAUCUCGAAAAAGAUGA
This is a messenger RNA of Gongylonema pulchrum, 555 nucleotides long. Lineage: Eukaryota; Metazoa; Nematoda; Chromadorea; Rhabditida; Gongylonematidae. The record is from the annotation of a GenBank genome assembly.